AUGGGUACUAAGCUUGCCCCUACAUUCAAUGCGGAUACGUUUGCUGUUAAAGCACGCGCUAGUAGCAUUGCUAUUGCACCAGAAGAAGAUGCUAUAAUGAGUUCCGACGAUGACGUCUAUUCCAAGGUGGACCUGUCAUCCACAAGAGACACUAGAGAAUCAACUCCACCCACCCCGAAAGGGAAGAAGAAGAAAACAAAAUACAUCUCACGAGCACCCAUUGCCACAGACAUUUCCACAUUCAUUCCAGUCACAGGAGAAAGACCGCGACCCGAGCAAAAGGACCAUCCUGCAUUUGAAGACGAGGUUUUAUACCAAAUAUUCUUGAUACUUUGGGAAAGCAACGAAGGAAUCACCGUGAAGGAGAUCUGUCAGCAUCUUGAGCAAGACGUGAGCAACUUGAGCACAAAGGUGUCAAACCUUGUUUCGGCAAAGAUGAAUGCGUAUAUCAAGCGAUUAGAACGCGGUGAUGCAACUUUAAAAUACGCAAUCUCACGUGCAUGGAGCAGCAACUCGCCCAAGCGAAUGGUUUAUGCGUACAGGGGGCUCUUGGCGCCAGGCUGGGAAGCUGAAGCAAGAAAGUUGAGUGAAAAGGAAAAGAAGGUUGAGUUUGAGAAAGAGGUGAGCUUUGAAACGGAAAAUGUAAAGGACACAAUGAUGGCGACAGGAGCAGCACAACAAUCAACGGUAGCGGCAACACCAGCAGCAGCAGCAACAGCAGCAACAGCAACAUCAGCAGCAACAGCGGCAACAGCGGCAACGGCAGCAGCGGCAGCAGCGGCAUUACCAUCAUUAACAGCCACAACCAGUUUCAAAGGUAUAGAGAACUUCCACUUAUGUGUGCCAACCACCACCCCCGGGUUCUUACUAACCAGGAGUACGACUAGGGACUCUGUUGAAAAUUUGGAUGAAGAGGAUCUGUUAGUAACAGUUGCAUCAGCUGCGCGGCGCGGAUCUAGAGCUUUCAGUCUACAUAGUGCAGAUGCUGCUGCUGGAGGUGCUGCGCUCCAUGCAUCAGCGUGCAGAGCAGCAUCCAUCAGCUUUGAUGCAGAGCAUUUGAAAUGGUUUAGAUCUGGGUUUGUCGAUAUUGGCGCCCCCGAGGAUGUGAACUUGUCCGAUUUGGAUCGAUUCUUUUAG
Messenger RNA from Lodderomyces oxycetoniae, 1137 nucleotides. It is a transcript of the gene GDS1, whose product is annotated as Gds1p. The transcript has a single exon. The record is from RefSeq and is a predicted model, not a curated record. NCBI's taxonomy places the organism in Eukaryota, Fungi, Ascomycota, Pichiomycetes, Serinales, Debaryomycetaceae. Bases 1 to 1137 code for a protein of 378 amino acids.